AACCGCUUUCUUCAGGGCUGAGCAUUACGGACAAGAACGACUUUGAAUGGUACUGACAAUGUCUUCAAAUUCCAGCAGUUAUUUCACGAUGAGGAACGACUCUCAACUAAACCAAACUCUACUAUCUAACAUGGGAUCCCCUUUGUUAAGUCCUGAAGCCUUUCGACUCUUAACUAACGUAUUCUUUUCGUGUAUUAUAGCAACGGGCGUGAUAGGAAAUGGACUUGUUAUAGCGACUAUUCUUCGCUGGAAAGAGAUGAGAUCUCCCUGUAAUCUCUUCCUUUUGAACAUUUCUAUAGCGGAUCUUUGUCUGACCGGCAUUGGCGGUUCCUUUAGGAUUGUGGAAGUGUAUUUUGGUUGGAUUUUUGGUGAUUUUUUAUGUCGAUUCCUAGCACCUAUGCAAGAUGUUUUUGUGUCAGUAUCAGGCAUAACUCAUUCUACCAUCGCCUGGGAGAGAUAUCGGGCUACAGUCACUCCCUUCAAACCCAGAAUCUCUAAAGGACGAACAAAACGACUUUUGCCAGUCAUCUGGGUUGUCAGCUACGUAGCUUGUGGUCUGCCGCUUGUAUUCACCACGAAACAAAGUCAGAAAGGAGGGAAAAUGAGGUGCUCUCCACACUGGUCGAUACUGUAUCGCCGCAUUUACGAAGUUUAUCUUGUCGCUGUCUUCAUUGUGCUGCAGCUAGUUCUCCAAACCUAUGCUUAUGCCAACAUCAUACGCGCUUUGCGCUCGGGAAAUGGGAUUUUCAGAAGGUCCACAAGAGAGGGGAGCAAAGUAGUUGAGCAGCUGGAGUUAACGGAAGAUGCCCUCAAUAUUGAAUCUAGAAUGUCCUUCUCAGCACGCAACGCCAGAUGCAAACAAAAAGCUAAAACGAUCAAAACCCUGAUCGUACUUGUCGUAGUCUUCCAAGUCUGUUACAUUCCACGAGGGACUGUCAUGCUAGUAGGGGAAUUCGCCACGAAUCUUUCUUCGCAUUUUCGCUACGUAGAAUUGAUCUCUCUUAUUCUGUAUUAUCUCAAGCAUGUUCUCAACCCUGUGAUCUUGUUUCUUAUGAGUGCGGAGUUCAGUCAAGGCCUCAAGAGUCUUGUCACUGGUCGUAUCAAUGAUAAGCGAAGAUCAAGAGCCUCUCAACGCCAAACAUGUCAGGUACCGCCGCAGGCCAGUAGUGGCGGGAAAAAAAGUGUCGAAGAAGACAUCACUAAUGAAUAUCUGAUCAAGGUGAAAAGAACUGAACAAACUGACGAACAAAGCUAGGACAUGCAGCUUUGACAUGACCACUCAACACCGGCUAAAAGAAGCUGGUACAAAAAAGUCUCCGAUGGAAGUAAUUUUGAGUACGGAUUAAAAACAACAACAUGAUAUUGUCAGGAAUGCAAAACAUGAAAGAAUUUCAAUUUCUAUAUUUUUAAACAAAUUUCGUUUUUGACAGAUUUGUUCUUAAGCUCUCAGCAGGAUUGCUACGCUAACUGGGUGUUUUUUUUG
Messenger RNA from Actinia tenebrosa (Australian red waratah sea anemone), 1483 nucleotides. Its product is annotated as substance-K receptor. Lineage: Eukaryota; Metazoa; Cnidaria; Anthozoa; Actiniaria; Actiniidae. Gene Ontology annotation, cellular component: plasma membrane. The record is from RefSeq and is a predicted model, not a curated record. Gene Ontology annotation, molecular function: G protein-coupled receptor activity. Gene Ontology annotation, biological process: G protein-coupled receptor signaling pathway.